UUUUCUGUGGAGAAGAGAGGGAGGCACAGAGACUUCAUACACAUGAAUAGCCUCUUUUUCUGAAGACUCUUGAAGGAGGGAAUUUACUGUGUUCCCACUGCUGCAGUGUAGCGGAUGGGAAGGAGCGGUUGAGAGGGGAGUUAACAGGUGAUUUUGAAGAUGAUAUUGGAGUCCAUCCAAACUCUAUGUCAGAUGUGAACAACAACAUACUUCCUGAGCAAACAAGAUGACCAGUACGAUAAAUCAAUUGCAGAGAACAGGUGUUGUGAUAUAGGACAGAUCUGCAGGCUGAUUUUGGUCAGUCAUGUCUCAGUCAGGUAAAGUCCUCCACUUGUAUGUAGAGGUGAGAUCUGUCACUGAUGAAGAAGGAAAAGACCUGGAUGAUGUGGCAAAAACAGACUCCCUUAUGUUGACAGCACCAGACAUCCUUCAGUCAUCGCAGUAUGGUGGCCCUAAUGCACCACAUGGUCAGACAUCCCCACGCGGAGUCCUGCAUAAAGGUGGAAGCAGCACCAAGACCUUGGCCUCUAGUAAAUCAACAUCUAGACACUCCGUAAGUUUUCAGCUACAUCCAGGACACGACUCAGACCAACCGGUGACCCAACAGCAGAAAAGUCUACCUUAUGAUGAGAUAAACCAGUUACUGUCUGCCUUUCAAACAGAUCCCAAUGGAAAUGCAUGUCACUUGGUUUGUGCUCCUUCUGAACGUGACCCCUUCUUUGGGAAGGAACCUCACUUCUCAGGACGGUUUACUGCCCCUCCUACUCCCAGUGGGACUCGUAAAGCUUGCAGCCCAACUAAGAUGAAUGGAGGAAAUGAAGGGAGGCGAUCUGUUGCCACUUUCAGUUACAUUGAAAAAGCUAAAAUUAAAUCAGUAGAGGGUCAGUAUAGCUCUUUGUGCCAGAGCGAGCCUCACAAUCCUUUCAACAGAACCAUGGAGGAGAGUGCUACCCCUCUCCACCUCAGGAAAAGGCUCAGUGAUCCAGUGUGGUUGAACAGAUUGGAAUCCAUGAACAACUGUAGUUCAAACCAGCUUAGUCAAGGUUUGGGGAACUCACAUAUAGGUACUCCCAGCUUUAGGAGGGCAACUCUAGACUCCAUUGCCAGAGAAGCCACCCAUCGAGCAUUGGAAGAUUUUGGUUCCCCACAACUAAGGCAAAAACUGGCAGGCAACUGUCCUGAUAGAGGUCAUGACAUCAGAAGAGGAGAGCAGCGCCGCUGUCGGUCUUGGUCUGGAUCACCAGUGAUACCAUGCAGUUCUAGGACCCUGCCCACAAAAGCAACAAUAAUGGACCAUGAGCGGAAUAGUUUGUUUUAUAGAAUUCCUAGGAGCCAUGCUACAGACCAACUGUCUAACCAUGCCAAGCAAGUUUACUUUACAAUGUCACACUCAAGCGCCAACAAUCAGGAGGUCUCAAACCAAAGAGUGCAAGAGUAUAGGUAUCGCCCAAAUUUACCAUCCUGUAAGCCUACAGCUAUUCAACAUGAACAGCCAGCUAUGAUUGUAACUCAACCAUCAAGCAAUCAACAACUCAGUCAUUCCAUAAUAGAUAGUCCACGGCAAGCCCACAGAGUUAAUUUCAACCUGACCAACUCAAAAAAUAAGGUAGAAGAAGGAGCUAACCAGCUGAGUGGAAGGAGGAGCAUAUCCCCAGCCACAAGUCCCGAGAUGGCUUGUAAACUAGCAGAAGAAGCCACCAAACUUUCCAUACUUAUGGAAGCCAGGAGGUCUCCAACCCCAACCCUAUCAUCGACAGACACGGUAAGAUCUGACAGUCCCCAGCUAGGACAUUCAAGAGAGCCUCCGCUCUAUGCUAACUUCCAGGGCCCUGGAGAACAAACUCACUCUAAUUGCAACCUUCCUGGUCAGGAGUACAACUGUAAACAAGAAUUUGUCAAAACUGGUCACCACUCUGUUCAAACAACCCCUCUUUUGCCCCACAUUGGAAGUAUAUCUCCAGCAGCUCCAGCAAGGUUGAACCGAUCAGAUGUAAUACCGUCCUCUCCAAUACGAGACCCACGUAUAGAGAGAACACAGUUGGUAGGGAAGGACAGCCCGACUUUGCAUCGGCACCUGCCUUCCCAGUACACAAGAGACAGUCAUACACCUAGUUAUGAGCAUAGGCAGUAUGAGACACUCAGAGGUCUAAAAGACAGCCCAAAUAGCAGCAGGAGACAUUUUACAAGGCCUAACCUAGAGACACCAAGCUGGACCGCUCAGCAAAAGCAUGGGGUAGAGGAAUGCUUAGCCAGAGAAAAGGAAAACUUAAGGGAGAAGGACAGUCAUAAGAGGAAUAGUCCAACAACACCAGUCUCUGAAGAGAACCAUUGUAGGGUCUCAAUGCAGAAAAAUGAGAUGAAAGCUGACACUAGGACUAACAGGGAGUGGAGUGGUACAGCAUCACAGAGUUCCAGUGGGGUCACAGGCAGCCUUAUAGAGAGCACUCUACAUGAGAAAGACUGCAUAUCCUCUGAGAUAUCUAGCAAAACCAGCCAAAAGAGUCCUGACUCUGGAAACACAGGAAUACAGUCUGAAGGUGGACCAUUUCUGCUGAGGCCUUCCUUGCGCUCUCAGAAGAUUGCUCGUGCCAAAUGGGAGUUCCUGUUUGGGUCCCACUACGAUCAACAAGAUAAGCAUGAAACAAAGGGCUCCUCCACUGCACACUCAAGUGGUUGUUCCAGUGAGUCUCCAACAUCCAUUCCACCUUUAUCUACACCCGUAAGACCAAUAACAACACACUCAAGACACUGUAAAUCAACUGGCUCUUCGAAAUCUGCAUGCCACAUUGUACAGCAAGUUGAAGUGGAGUUGAUAAACCAUCAUUCCACAAUGGAAAGCUCCAAUAAGACUGGCAUCACCAGACGUAGUGUGAAAUAUUCAGAGACUGACAUAGAUGCGGUGCCCCUGCGUUGUUACAGGGAAACAGACCUUGAUGAGGUGAUGAUGGCAGAACAGGAGGAGGUGGACUCUGCUUUUGGCAGUAACCGCAGUGUGCUAGGCACCUCAGGCACUAACAGCUGCAGCCCCCUGGAGGGAGUGUUGUGCCCACACACAGAUGGUGAGGAGGAGCUGCAAGAUGAAGAGGUGGUGAGCUGGGCCAGUGUGAGGAUGCAAGGUGACAAAAAGAGGCAAAAUGCCACACCUGAAGGAGAUGAAGUGUUUAGUCGACUGCUAAGAGGUCCCCCAGAUUGCCAGCCUGACAGCCACAUGGCUUUGAAGUCUCCCAUCUCUGUCACCAGCCCCUGCCGAAUCUCAUCAGAUGGCUUGGACUCCUUUAGCAGACACUUUGAGAGCAUUAUGGAGUCGCACCGUGCCAAGGGCACCUCUUAUAGCAGCCUGGAUAGUGAAGACAUCACCCCUAGUGGCCCACCUGUCUUCACUUUUGACUUUCCGACUCUCACUCCUGAGAUCCAGAGUCAGAUCAGUGAAAGUGCCAAGCAGAUCAUCGAACUGAACUUCUCUCCACUAACGUGCCCCGAACCACCUGCUGUGUCUGAUCCCACAGAGUGUAUGGCCUCCCAGGACCCACACAGGGAGGACCAGAGUGGUGUCUGUGAAGAAGAUAGUCCAUUCUGCAGUGGAUCCAGCUCUGAUCAUGCCUGCAGGCCUGAUUCUGACACAGAUGCUGCCAUAAGAGAGAGGCCAUCCCGGCCGGUGUCUGAGUCUGAUACAGAGGUGGCUGAGCGAUUGGCUGUGGGCAGCACUGAAACUCUGGCCAAUGGCAACAAAUCUGACCUCCAAGCUGCAAAACGGUUGGCCAAACGUUUGUACAGUCUUGAUGGAUUUAAGAAGUCAGAGGUGGCACGUCAUCUGAACAAGAACAAUGAAUUCAGUCACAUGGUGGCAGAGGAGUAUCUCAGUUAUUUUAACUUCUCAGGGAUGAUGGUGGAUCAGGCGUUAAGAGUGUUUUUGAGAGAGUUUGCCCUAAUGGGAGAGACACAAGAGAGGGAGCGAGUAUUAUCCCAUUUCUCUAAAAGAUACAUCCAGUGCAACCGGAACACUAUACUAAAUGAAGACAGUGUUCACACACUGACUUGUGCCCUGAUGCUGCUCAACACUGAUCUGCAUGGUCAUAACAUCGGGAAGAGGAUGUCCUGCAUGCAGUUCAUUAGUAACCUGGAGGGGCUAAAUGAUGGCCAGAACUUCCCAAAAGAUCUUCUCAAGGCUCUCUACAACUCUAUCAAAAAUGAAAAGCUGCAGUGGACAAUCGAUGAGGAGGAACUGCGGAAGUCUUUCUCUGAGCUGGACGGCAGGAAAGACUCCACAUCACACACUAUGAAGCGGAUCAACAGUGGUGGAAACCCCCUCAUCAGUGUUGCACAACAGUCCAGCGCUCAGGUCUACAUGAACGGCUUUCUCGUGCGGAAAGUUCACGCUGAUCCUGAUGGCAAGAAAACCCCACGAGGUAAAAGAGGAUGGAAGACAUUUUAUGCCAUUCUAAAAGGACUGAUCCUCUACCUGCAAAAGGAUGAAUAUCGUCCAGACAAGCAGCUGUCUGAUGAGGACUUGAAGAAUGCAGUAUCAAUCCAUCAUUCUUUAGCCAUGCGAGCAGCAGACUAUAGCAAGCGACCUGAUGUGUUUUACCUUCGCACUGCUGACUGGAGGGUCUUUCUUUUACAGGCCCCCAACGCUGAGCAAAUGCAGUCCUGGAUAACCCGUAUCAACACAGUGGCAGCCAUGUUCUCUGCCCCUCCCUUCCCAGCAGCCAUUGGCUCCCAAAAAAAGUUCAGCCGCCCUCUUCUGCCAGGUUCAAACACCAAGCUCCCACAAGAAGCUCAACUCAAACCACACAAGACACGGUUUCGAGCCGUUUCUGCUGAGCUCCAGGAACUACGCUCUACGCCCCAAGACCGCAGGACUAAAGGCAGGGACCAAGGAGAGUACAAGCAAAGGGAAGAGUAUCUGGACUUUGAGAAAACACGCUACGGAACAUAUGCAAUGCUGCUGAGAGCUAAGAUCCGCAUAGGGGAAACGGACCUGGAGACAUUUGAGGCCCAUUUGUUUGACGACGGCGGCCUGCAGAGGGCCCACUCCAGCCCCACGUUACCCCAGGACAGCAGCCAUGCCAGCAGCACCAAAGAGUCGAGCAGGAGCAGCAGCCGCAGCAGCAGCAAGAGGAUCAAACGCUCAGACGGUCAGAGACACAGCUACAGACAGGCUGUCAAACUGUGAGAGAACCCAAGCGGAAGGGCUUGUUUAUCUCCAUUCAGGGGCUGAAUAUAGAGCGUUACCAGGGUGGCUGCAGUUUACCUUGAUGUCUGCUCUCAAGUCAUCAUGAUUAUGAAACUGUGAUUGGGGUUGCUGUGCCCCACGUGACCGCCGGUAAAGCAUGCUUUUCUGGCCAGUAACUGCAAGCCCAUAUCUGCCAGCGGGCAGAUGAGAAGGAGCACCAGCCUCACAUUGUCUUAUUUCUGUCAGUGUGUGUUUUCACCACAAACUUGUUUGGUUUAUCAGUGUAUUAUGCUUGUUGAUCGUCAGUUUAGCACUCGUGGCUUUCCUGUGAGUGGCAGCCAAAUGAAAAGCGAACCUCUUAAUUGUGUGAACAUAUACUGUUCACUUUAUCUAUUUAAAGCAUUGUAGAUUUUGCUUUUAAGACUAUCAUUUCAUCAUUUGAGGUUGAUCAAGCGCUUUAACUCCUUACGGGAAGUUCGAGAACUUAGUCUGUUUAGUCCUUUAAACCUUCUUAAAGCACGUCUCAGAGCAUGCCUAAGAUGUUUGAAGACAAUCAGUUCCUCAUCUGGUACAAUUACUAAGAAUAUGAAUGCAUUAUUUUUUUUUAAUACCAUGACAACGGUUUAGUGAUAAUGACAGUGCAAAUAGCACCUUCCUUGUGAAAAAUAGGUGCGCUUAAUUGUAUUCAAAGUACUUCAAAUCUUAAAAGUAUAUUUUUAAGAAACUGUACUUGAGGAUAAUAUAAUAUUAAUUAAAUGAAGGUCAUUUAUGUGCACUUAGAGUACUCUUUCUUGACGCACUUUGUAAUGAUGUCAGAUUCAAGGUUAUUUUGCAGUACAUUUUAAAUCAUUACAUUUUAAUAAUCUUUUGUUGUGCUUUAAAGUAGUACACUUAUUUUGAUGUGUUGACUAACAUAGUAAAGCACAUGUAAAGUAUUUGAUUUGAUUUGAAAUUUUAACUGUGGUGUUUUAUUUGAUAUUGCAUUUAAGAUAAUUAAAUUUUAAAUGUACUAAAUUGUAACUUUAUUACAAAUGUGUAUUUAGAAAAAUGUUUAAAAUAUAAGACACAAGUUUCAAUAGAAAUGACAUUAAAGUAUAUGUAAGUUUACUUUAAAUGCUUGUCAGUACAUUCUGCAAUACAUUUUAACCAUAUUUUAAAGUCAAUUGAAGUAAUUAUGAAAUUACAGAGAAACAUAUGCUAAGUUCUACCUGAGUAUAUCAAAAAUUCAUUCUUAAAUACAUUUAAUGUAAUAUUGCAUUUAAACUAUAAUACAUUAUCAGUUAAUUGCAAAUAACAUGCGAUUAAGUGUCCAGGAAGUACUCUUUUUAAAAGUAUGCUGGAGUGCACUUCUUUUUCACAAGGGAUUACAUUCGGUCAUCAUUUCAACAGUAAUGUCUGAAUGACUUUACUCAGUGCACAGUGACCAAUUAACGGAUGUUAAAAUUCAUCACAAUAACACACCCCAUUGUAUUUUUGAGUGUAAUGUGUAUUUAAAAUAUGUAUUGAGCUUGAGAAUGGCGUGAUGCUAAAUCUGUGUUAAAACCCUUUGGAUAUGGCCAAGCCAUUGAAUUCUCAGGCACUCAUUUUCAAAUGUAUGAUCAUUCAUUUAGUGCUGGGGUAAAACAGGAGGCACUAAAAGCUGGUUUGUUCAGAGUAACCACAUCUAAUACCUCAAUUGCGCUGAGAGACCUGCGCAAGGGUGUGUCAUUUAGUCAGAAAUAAUUCUACCUGUUUACAAUCUGGUGUGUUCUUAUGUUCAAAUGAAUUCAUGUUAAGUAUUGCUUAAUAGGAGAGUGAAGGCAAGCUUCUGUGCUGCUUAUCAUAACCUCAUGAGUUGUCCUAUUGAUAUCAGAAACAUUAAGGAUCCAAGAAAUUGUAAAACCUGAAAAACAACUCUAAUGCAAAUCCAGGUCAUGAACAUCUAAACUGACUGUUAACACUGCCAGCAUAUCGAUCAAAUUCAGACAUUAAGGACACAAAAUACAAAAAAAAAACUAAAUGAUUUUGACCUUAUCUGGGACCCGAAUUUCAUCAAACGGCACUUCAAUAGUGUUAUGCUUCACUGCACUAUGAAAAAUAGGUGUAUGUAAUGAAGAGUUAUUUAUAUAUUUUGAACAUUUAAUAUCUGUCUUGAGUAUUUGUUUAUGACUGAAGCAUAUUGACUAAAAGGUUUAUAUACAAGUUUUUAUAGGGAACACUCAACCACUCCAAGUAGUUUGGUGUCACCCAAAGAUUUUGCUGUAAAUGUAACUUAUUUCUUAUAACUUAGUUUUUAUGUUUGGUGUGUUAUCCAUUCUAGCUGUAUAAAAUGUGAAUAUUAUGUUACAGCCGCUCAGUAAAAAUUGCUAUAUAAUGUUUGUAUGUUUUGAAGGAAGAGGCAAAAUAAAUCCGUUUUGAAAGGA
Messenger RNA from Cyprinus carpio (common carp), 7575 nucleotides. RefSeq lists its product as uncharacterized. The record is from RefSeq and is a predicted model, not a curated record. The coding region runs from base 305 to 5173 and encodes 1622 amino acids. Gene Ontology annotation, biological process: regulation of ARF protein signal transduction. Gene Ontology annotation, molecular function: guanyl-nucleotide exchange factor activity. NCBI's taxonomy places the organism in Eukaryota, Metazoa, Chordata, Actinopteri, Cypriniformes, Cyprinidae. The transcript has 17 exons.